UAAUCAAAAUUGCGUAACUUGAGAGCAACUUUUUCUUGCUCAAUCAAAUUAGAUGAUAUGGCGAAUCAAUUUAAUAUGUAUUUAAUGAGAAUCUACAGAGUUUGGUGGGAAAAGAAAUUAAUAAGUUAGAAUGUUAAUUUCUAUAGGCAGCCCCAGAAUUUGAAUCAUUUCCUGAAAAAUUACUUCUGCUUUUGUCAAGUUUCCUGCUAGCAGUUUAGAGACUGGGUUGUUUCCUCACUGAUAAAUGUCUCCUCACACUUCUAUAAUUGUACUCUGUCAACUGAACGUGAAAGAUAUUAGAUGGAGAUGGCUGGUAGUGAUAUUUAUUACAUGUUAGAGUUGCCUACUGCAACCCAAGUCCAGAAUGACUGCAGACCACAGCAAAAAGCUUCUUCUUCCAGGCCUUCUCCUUCUUACCUUGUAGCAAUAGCUUUGGGGCUCCUGACUGUAAUUCUCAUGAUUUUGCUGCUAUACCACUGGAUUCUGUACCAGGGUUCCAACUCCUCCACCUGUGCCAGGUGUCCUAGCUGCCCAGACUUCUGGACGAGAUAUGGUAACCAUUGUUAUUAUUUCUCGAUGGAGAAAAAGGACUGGAAUUCUAGUCUGGAAUUCUGCUUAGCCAAAGGCUCACAUCUCCUUGUGUUUAUAGAUGACCAGGAAAUGAACCAGUUCAAAUGUUUUCUCAAUGACGACUUUCACUGGAUUGGUCUGAGGCACAAUUCUGGCUGGAGGUGGGAAGAUGGAUCAGCUCUAAACUCCUCAAGGAUUGCUUCUAAUAGCUUCGUACAGAAGUGUGGUACCAUCAACAGAAUUGGUCUCCAAGCCUCCAGCUGUGAAGUUCUUUUACAGUGGGUGUGUAAGAAGGUCAGACUUUGAUGGAUGGCCACUCUGACCUGAUCCUCAGCUCUGUCACAUAUCCCUGUAAGGGGAGAGAUGGCCACUGGCUGUAGGGAUGGCCACGAAUGUGUAUUUAGUGAAUGCUGAACCUUCUAAGGUACGGCGUUAGAUCUGAGAUCAAUGCAGCCUCCUCAGGAUUCAUGCUUGACUUCUGGAUUCUCUGUGAGACUAUUUUGAUAUAUUGUUAACAAUCUAAAGAUCAGAUCUAAGCAAAUUUGUGAAAUAGAUACAGUUUGUUUUUAGUAUUUCUCACUCUAGCAACUAAUCUUGCCUGCUUCAUUCCCCCCGCCACCACCUCUGUCAAAAAUAUACCUUUUCUAUGUUAUAUUCUGAGCUAAUGUGAUGAAAUCUGUACAAAUAUAUACUAUUGCUAACAUACUGGAUAGGUUUUAUGUGUGCUGAUGACUUAGCAUGUUACUUCUCCCUGAUCAUGUAUUUUUAUCCUAACAGUGGCUCUUUGCAGAUAAAGCUUUUCUCUAAAGAAUGAUGUUAAUGGUGAGAGUAUAAAUUGUGGAAAGUAGGUGAGGGCAGGGUGGCACUUCCUGCUUCUCAGCUCUUCACACUUACAUAACGACCUGGACUUGACUGAUUUUGUUUCUUUCUGAGUAUGCAUAGAUGUGGUUGAAUAAACCAAUGUGUG
Molecule: messenger RNA, 1537 nt
Organism: Galeopterus variegatus (Sunda flying lemur)
Lineage: Eukaryota; Metazoa; Chordata; Mammalia; Dermoptera; Cynocephalidae
Gene: KLRG1
Product: killer cell lectin-like receptor subfamily G, member 1
Exons: 5
Coding region: 301-876 (191 amino acids)
Source: RefSeq, a predicted model, not a curated record